UAAUAUUUAAACCCACAGUUGAAUCGGACUAAGCUAAACUCUCACACUUAAUCUCACACUCCCACCACUGCUUGGCUUGGCCUUUUCAGCUUUUGACUAGGGACUACUAUAUUGCCGUCUCUCUCCUCCUAUCUUUUCUCCGCUCCAAUCUCUAAUCUGCCAGGUCCCUGAAGUUGGGCCAAUUCACAAUGGAUGUGGAUACCAAGCUUCUAGACGGGGCUCUGCCGAUUGUGGCAACUCUGGUAUUAGCUGUCCUAAUCGGAGUGAUUAUAAUCCGGCGCAGAUCUGGACACCGGCUUCCUCCUACUGUGAAGGCCUUGCCUUUGAUUGGGGGGUUGCUUCGGUUCUUGAAAGGCCCCAUUGUGAUGAUUAGGGAGGAGUACCCAAAGCUUGGGAGUGUGUUCACAUUGAAUCUGUUUCACAAGAAGAUUACGUUCUUGAUUGGUCCUGAGGUUUCCGCGCACUUUUUCAAGGCGCCGGAGUCUGAUCUUAGCCAGCAGGAGGUGUACCAGUUCAAUGUGCCCACUUUCGGACCCGGAGUUGUGUUUGAUGUGGAUUAUACGGUGAGGCAGGAGCAGUUCAGGUUCUUUACGGAGGCUCUGAGGGUGAAUAAGCUCAAGGGAUAUGUGGAUCAGAUGGUUACAGAAGCAGAGGAUUACUUUUCCAAGUGGGGAGACAGUGGAGAGGUGGACUUGAAGUAUGAGCUGGAGCAUCUGAUUAUCCUGACAGCCAGUAGAUGCCUCUUGGGUCGUGAAGUUCGUGAUAAACUCUUUGAUGAUGUUUCGUCUUUGUUCCAUGAACUUGACAAUGGCAUGCUUCCCAUUAGUGUCAUUGCCCCAUACCUGCCCAUCCCAGCUCACCGCCGCCGUGACCAGGCACGCAAGAAGCUCACAGCAAUCUUUGCAAACAUCAUAAACUCCCGCAGAUGUGCUGAAGUGUCUGAGAAUGACAUGUUGCAAUAUUUCAUCGAGUCUAAGUACAAAAACGGCCGAAAAACAACUGAUUCUGAGAUCACUGGCUUGCUCAUUGCUGCUCUCUUUGCUGGGCAACAUACAAGUUCAAUCACUUCCACUUGGACUGGGGCUUAUCUCCUCCAGAAUAAGCAGUACCUAUCUGCCGUGUCAGAGGAACAGACAAGGCUUAUGGCUAAGCAUGGGAAGAAGAUUGACCAUGAUAUAUUGUCCGAGAUGGAUACACUGUAUCGUUCCAUCAAGGAAGCUCUGAGACUGCAUCCUCCACUGAUCAUGUUGCUGCGACACUCGCAUAGCGAUUUCAGCGUACAAACUCGUGACGGGAAAGAAUAUGACAUCCCGAAGGGCCACAUAGUUGCCACAUCACCAGCUUUUGCCAACCGACUUCCUCAUAUUUUCAAAAACCCAGACAGCUAUGAUCCUGAUAGAUUUGCUGUUGGAAGAGAGGAAGACAAGGCCGCAGGGGCCUUCUCAUAUAUCUCAUUUGGAGGUGGCAGGCAUGGAUGCCUCGGAGAGCCUUUUGCAUACCUGCAGAUAAAGGCUAUAUGGAGCCAUUUGCUGAGGAACUUUGAACUGGAGCUGGUUUCACCUUUUCCAGAGACUGAUUGGAAUGCCAUGGUUGUCGGUGUGAAAGGAAAGGUGAUGGUGCGGUAUAAGCGAAGGGAGCUUUCAGCUAAUUAAUGGCAACGGCCAUUUGGUGGUUUCCAGGGUUAAAUUUAUGUUUUUUGUUAGGAUGUUUUUGGUCCCUCUUGUAUGUGUUGAUUUCCUUCCUCCUUUUCUAAUUAACUGUUAAUGUUAUGUUGCUCUCUUUUAUUGGAUUGUGGAUCCUGUUUUAUUAGUCAUAAAUUUAUGAUGAUGAAUGUUAUAGCUGUAA
This is a messenger RNA of Rosa rugosa (rugosa rose), 1845 nucleotides long. RefSeq names its product sterol 14-demethylase. Gene Ontology annotation, molecular function: monooxygenase activity; oxidoreductase activity, acting on paired donors, with incorporation or reduction of molecular oxygen; heme binding. The transcript is spliced from 3 exons. NCBI's taxonomy places the organism in Eukaryota, Viridiplantae, Streptophyta, Magnoliopsida, Rosales, Rosaceae. The record is from RefSeq and is a predicted model, not a curated record. Bases 189 to 1652 code for a protein of 487 amino acids.